This is a messenger RNA of Ostrinia nubilalis (European corn borer), 5122 nucleotides long. It is a transcript of the gene Oseg1, whose product is annotated as intraflagellar transport protein 122 homolog. The transcript is spliced from 28 exons. The coding region runs from base 341 to 4381 and encodes 1346 amino acids. Gene Ontology annotation, molecular function: protein binding. NCBI's taxonomy places the organism in Eukaryota, Metazoa, Arthropoda, Insecta, Lepidoptera, Crambidae. Gene Ontology annotation, biological process: protein localization to cilium; intraciliary retrograde transport; non-motile cilium assembly. Gene Ontology annotation, cellular component: intraciliary transport particle A; non-motile cilium. The record is from RefSeq and is a predicted model, not a curated record.
UUAAUUUUCGCUUUUUCGGGAAGUUCAAAUUUGCAUUUUUAAUUAAAAAAUAAUAAUCAAAUUGAAAAUAAAAGGAACAAAAGAUCAAAACCCUUUAAAAUCAUGAGAUAUAAUAUAUUUGUAAACCAUGUAAAAUGAAUUAUGCACGCAACCAGUUACAACCAUUAAAAGUUGCUUUGUUUACAUGUUUGGAAGCCCGUUAGCAACCGAGUUUAUCACUGAGAUGGUAGUGCUUUUCGGUGAAUAUGCCAUGAGAAGUAUUUGUUUUAGCCCUAUCUUUUUGUCUGCCAUAUAGUUUGUGUCUGAUUUGGUAAAGAAGUGCCUAUUCUAAAAGAACAAAAUGAGGACAGUUCCUAAGUGGGUGAAUAAAAUCCAUGAAGCUGAUAAGGUUGAGUUUUCCAGUGUGCAUACAAUAUGCUUUAGCCCAGAUGGGACCCAAUUAGUUGUUGGCGCGGGUGAGAAGGUGAUGGUGUACGAUCCUCGAGAUGGUUCCUUGGUUCAGCUACUUCAGGCUCACAAGGGCCCAGUACAUGCCGUUGCAUACUGUAGCGAUGGGAAAAAGUUUGCUAGCGGGAGUGCGGACAAGAAUGUUAUAAUUUGGACCUCUAAAAUGGAAGGAGUAUUAAAAUACUCCCAUGGCGAUGCCAUCCAAUGUCUAGCUUACAAUCCUGUAACGAUGCACUUGGCGUCAUGUGCUAUCUCUGAUUUCGCCUUUUGGUCGGCGGAUGUCAAAGCUGUGCAGAAGUUCCGGCUCUCUGGCCGCAUAACUUCUUGUUCGUGGUCGCCCAAUGGACAACACUUGGCCAUAGGAUUGGCUUCAGGAUCUGUAUCAAUCAGAGAUAAGGUUGGUGAUGAAAUCCAAAGAAUAUUACGAGAAUCUGCAGUAUGGGCAGUUGCCUUUACAAAAUCUAUGCUAAUGAUUGCAGACUGGAGUGAUGUGAUAUCUUUUUAUGAUAUGCAGGGUCAAGUGGUUUUCAAAGAAAGAAACAUAGGUAUUGCUGCUCUCUCAAUGACACCGUUAGGAUCUCUGGUGUUAGUAGGCGGUGUGGGAGGCUGGGCUGUGUUGACGUCAGAAGGCGUUUCAAUCAUCACCACUCAGCAGGAGUGGGUGUGGGCGGUAGCGCCUUCGCCCUCGUUGAAUACUAUGGCAGUGGCAUGUCAAGACGGAACCCUCUGGUGCUACCAAGUGGUUUUCAGUACGGUGCACGGCUUGUACCGGGAGCGGUACGCGUACCGGGAGAACAUGACUGACGUCAUCAUACAGCACCUCACUACAGGCAGCAAAGUCCGAAUUAAGUGCCAUGACAGAGUACAGAAGAUCGCUAUUUACAAACAUCGGUUGGCGGUCCAGUUGCCUGAACGGGUCGUGGUGUACGAGCAAGGUGACGUAGACGGUAUGCUGUACAGAGUCAAGGAAAAGCUGUCGCAGAAGAUUGACUGCUCCCUGUUGGUCGCCACUAGCGAUGCCCUGUUGCUUUGUCAGGAUACAAAAUUAGUGAUGAUUGGAAGACGUGUGCCGAAAUAUUGGACGGUGCCCACUGCAAUACGUUACGUUAAAGUAACCACAUUGUAUUUUGAAGAAGUUUUAUUACUGGGACUCUUGAAUGGUCAAAUAUGGCAAGUGGAACCAAGCGAUGGCAGCUCCAAAAUGAUUCUUCAGACGCCGGCCAGCGUACGUUGCUUAGACGUGAGCGCGUCUCGCGGACGCCUGGCAGUCGUAGACGAGGCGUCUGUGUGUCGCGUGUAUAGCCUGCCCAUCGGGGAACUGUUGUACACGGAAGAAAACGUAUCGUCGGUUUCGUGGAACUCGUGGUGCGAUGAACUACUGGGUCUUUCCGGUGGAGGCUUGCUGUCCAUCAAGGCAGGCAACUUUCCACCGGCCACGCAGCCCCUUAUUGGCUCUGUAGUCGGUUUUCAGGGUGGUCGAGUAUUUUGUUUGCAAGCCAAUUCGAUGCAGACGAUAAACGUUCCCUUAUCUCACGCUGUUCAUCAAUACACGCAACAAAAGCUUUUCAACGAGGCGUACGCCGUGGCGUGUCUAGGCGUGACGCCUUCAGAUUGGGAGCGGCUUGGGAUGGCGGCGCUUGAAGAGCUUUCCUUCGAGGUCGCGAGGAAAGCCUUUCAGCGGAGCGAGAACAUUGUCUACCUCACUCUUAUAGACCAUCUGCAGGAGCGCCUGGAAGCCGGCGAGAAGCGAGCGGUGAUCGUGGGCGAGGUCCUAGCGUACCGCGGGCGGUAUGCCGACGCCGCGCGCUCCUUCCACAGCGUGGGCCGAGACGAGCGCGCUCUGAACCUGUACGUCGACCUGCGAAUGUUCAACAAGGCACAGGAGUACGUGGGCGAGGGCGAAGGCCUGGCGGCGCUGGCGCGGCGCCGCGCGGAGUGGGCGCGCCACGUGAACGAGCCGCGAGCCGCCGCUAAGAUGUAUCUGGCGGCUGGUGACUGGGCGCGCCACGUGAAAGAGCCGCGAGCCGCCGCUGAGAUGUAUCUGGCGGCUGGCGACGUGCAGAAGGCGGCCCAGCUCAUGGCCGAAAGCGGUCGUCGGGACAUAUGCAGAGAUGUAUCUGGCGGCUGGCGACGUGCCGAAGGCGGCACAACUUAUGGCCGAGAGCGGCCGCCGGGACAUGUGCGCCACGUGAACGAGCCGCGAGCCGCCACUGAGAUGUAUCUGGCGGCUGGCGACGUGCAGAAGGCGGCACAGCUCAUGGCCGAAAGCGGUCGUCGGGACAUGUUGAUCGAGCUAGCCCGCAAGCUGGACAAAGGCUCCAGCGAGUCUUUGCGAUACGUCGCAGAAGCCCUAGUGACCGCCGGCGAGCACGCCACCGCCGCCGACGUGUAUCAGCGGCUCGGCGACUACAGGAAAGUAGCACAACUGGCAAUAUCCGCGGGCGAAUGGUCACGAGCAUUCACGCUCGCUCACGAGCACUCCGAAUGUAAACGGGACGUGUAUCUGCCCUACGCACAUCACAUGGCGCGCGAGAACAAAUUCGUCGAAGCUCAGAAAGCUUACCACAUGGCUGGGGAGAUUGAGACAGCGGUCCACGUAUUCACGAUUCUGGUAGGCAAUGCGGUGGCAGAGGAAAGGUUCAGCGACGCCGGCUACUUGCACCAUCUCCUCGCCAUGCAGUGUCUAGAGCGGGCUGACACUCAUGACGUCAAAGAGCGCGAGUCCAGCCUCCGCCAGUACGCGCACAACGAGCGUCUCGCGCGCGUGUACCACGCGUACGAGGCGGUGCACCGCUGCGUGCACGAGCCGUUUUCGCUCAGCCAACCCGACGCGUUGCUGAACGCGGCGCGUUACGUACUAGCGCUGAUUGACUCGGGCCCGCCGCCUGGGGUCUCUAAAUUCUGUUUGUACUUGUGCCUGGCGAAGCAAGCGAAGGCUCUGAACGCGCACACGCUCGCCCGGCAGAUGCUGGACAAGAUCUUAGCGCUGCAAAUACCACAGAAGUUUCAGGAAAGCGUCGAACUAAUGAUACUGAAGAUUCGAGCGAGCUGCGGCGGCGAGACGCGAGAUGAAGAAGUGGCGCCGCUGUGCUGGCGCUGCCGCCGCCACGCGCCGCCGCUGUGCGCCACGCACUGCCCGCACUGCCGCCACGCACUAGCGCACUCCCUGGCCACUCAUGCGAGCCGCGGCGGCGAGACGCGAGAUGAAGAAGUGGCGCCGCUGUGCUGGCGCUGCCGCCGCCACGCGCCGCCGCUGUGCGCCACGCACUGCCCGCACUGCCGCCACGCACUAGCGCACUCCCUGGCCACUCAUGAGGUGUUGCCGCUAGUGCAGUUCGAGCCAGAAGAGGGCAUCACGUUCGAAGAAGCGAUGGAGCUGAUCGAACGCUCUCCUCUCCCGGAGACACAAGAUCGCGAGGACACAGGCGGCGCUGAGGUGCUGCGGAUAGACCGUAAUCCUGAUGCCUCAGACCCCUUCCUGGACAAAGCUGACGAGCGAUCUCUUCUCGCAGAGACGCAGGAUUUCGUGGACACAGGUGGUGCUGAGGUGCUGCGGAUAGACCGUGAUCCUGAUGCCUCAGACCCCUUCCUGGACAAAGCUGAUGAGGAUGACGAGAGCGGCGUGGUGAUGUGCAGUCGACAGGCACUGUUGCAGCUAAGUCCGGGCUGCGUGGUGUGCGUGACGCGACCGCCGCUGCCGCCGAAACUGUACCGCAAUAUGCUGCCCGAGCUGCCGUGUGUGGCUUGCCGCCAUUGCCGCCACCUGUUCUACAUGGAGGACUACGAGAUACAACUAGUGACGAAAGGACACUGCCCCUUCUGCCGGCAUCCUAAGGAUGAGGCCACAGAGGACGGCACUGACGACUCCAUGCUCAACGGAUCCAUAACCUCCUCUCCGGCUAGUCCCGGCAACGGCCAUGGCUCUUGGAACUGAUAUUUGUCAAGAUGUUUGUCAACAUAUUUGUACGUAUCACAGAUAUUUGUCAAGAUGUUUGUCAACAUGUUUGUACGUAUCUUUCGUUUUUGGUAAGUUAGUAUUUUUCGCAAAUACGAUUUCCAAUAUUUUCGAAACAGUUUUUACAAAUACAUAAAUAGCAUACCUAAUCUAUCAUCAGUUUCGUGACAGAAUGCUUCAACAACUUUCCACGCAGUUCAAAUAUUUGCACAAAUAUGUGCCAAUGGCCUUUCACACACAGUUUUUAUGCAUCUUCACAAACAUCUUGACACGUGUUUGUAACCGGCAUAACAAUCAAAACAAAUAAUUAUUCGGUAAGUCAAUAUUUUUUAUAACAUGAACAAAGAAUGAAUGACCAAUAAUUUACUUGAAAUAUACCUAGAUAAGCUAGAGAGAGGUUGUAAAAUGUGUCAUAAUAGUAAAUACCGUACAAACCUCGACGUACAAUUUUAAUUAUAUUUAAUAAACAAAUGUGAAUUAAACUUUAGUGUUUUAAAACCUUGAGUGGCUUAGUUACUUAAAUUAUUAUUAAGAAUAGGAAUACAAAUACAGUAAAACUGAAUGACAAUGAUAAUGAGAACAACAAUUCGAAAUAGGUAAAUUUCAAAAUGGAUUCAUGUGCUCGACAACCUGAUAAAGAAAUUUGAUUUGAUAAAAAAUAGUGCAUUUAAUAUUUAGCUGAAAGUAAAUAUUGUGAUGAUUUCAAUCCGUCCUACUUAU